AUUUACACGACGUUUUACAUUUAUUUUCUAAAGAAAAAAUUUGGAGAAAUCUCUAAAGUUUGCAAAAAAUGUUAUAUAACGAACAUUAUCAAGAAGAUAUUAUGUACAUUACGCAAUUAACGCGUAUCAUUUUAAUGACACUCGGAGUAUGGCCAUCUUUCAAUAGAAAAUCUGCCAACAAAAAACUUUACAAGUUCUUGUUAAUUUGUGUCUCUUAUAUUCUUCUUUACUGCGUUCUGCUCCCUGGUACUUUUUUCUGGCUGUUAGAAAAGAGAACAUAUGUCAAAAUUCAAUUGAUGCCUUUACUUCUUUUCGGCUUAAUGGCCAUAAGUAAAUAUGGUAAUUUAAUAUUUCGCGAAGGACAAAUAAAGCGCUGUUUGAAGCACAUCGAGGAAGAUUGGAAAAAUGUUAUCAGUACGGACGCACGUGAAAUAAUGAUUAAAUCUGCAAAGACCGGAAGACAUCUGGUUGCUCUUUGCGGAAUUUUCAUGUACGGUAGCGGACUUUCCUUCCGAACUAUUUUGCCAUUUGUAAAAGGAAAGAUUGUUAAUGCACAAAAUAUUACGAUCAAACCCUUACCUUGUCCGGGCUACUUUUUUUUCUUCAAUGCACAAGUCAGCCCUAAUUACGAGAUUAUUUUUGCGCUACAAGUUUUGUCCGGUUUAAUUACCUUUUCGAUCACAACAGGCGUGUGUGGCCUCGCGGCUGUAUUUGUGAUGCAUGCUUGUGGUCAGUUGAGAAUCCUAAUGGAUUUGUUGAAACGACUCGUCGACCAAGAAUGGCAAGAUAGUCAAGUUAUAGAUAAGAAACUUGCUGAGAUCGUCGAACAUCAAAUAAGAGUGCGAAAUUUUUUGAGACUGGUGGAAGAAACUAUGCAACAAGUAUGUUUAAUAGACUUAAUGGGAUGCACGAUAAUCGUCUGUAUUAUUGGAUAUUGUAUAAUAAUGGAAUGGGAAAAACACAAUCCAAUAGCAAUGUGUUCUUAUUUUAUAACACUUACGUCAAUGCUGAUAAAUAUGUUUCUGUUCUGUUAUACUGGUGAACAGCUAACAGUUCAGGCGGAGAAAGUAGCUAUUACAUCAUGCGAGCUUGAAUGGUAUCGUCUUCCGGACAAAAAAGCGCGUGGAAUCGUGUUGGUGAUAAUCAUGUCAAACUUGCCCACUAAGAUCACCGCUGGAAAAAUUAUGGAUCUAUCAUUUAAGACAUAUGGUGAUGUUGUUAAGACAGCUGUAACAUAUUUUAAUAUGCUUCGCAAUGUAGUUGACUGA
This is a messenger RNA of Linepithema humile (Argentine ant), 1268 nucleotides long. Its product is annotated as odorant receptor 4-like. NCBI's taxonomy places the organism in Eukaryota, Metazoa, Arthropoda, Insecta, Hymenoptera, Formicidae. The record is from RefSeq and is a predicted model, not a curated record. Gene Ontology annotation, biological process: sensory perception of smell; detection of chemical stimulus involved in sensory perception of smell. Gene Ontology annotation, molecular function: olfactory receptor activity; odorant binding. Gene Ontology annotation, cellular component: plasma membrane.